Mercenaria mercenaria is the source of this 4509-nucleotide messenger RNA. RefSeq lists its product as uncharacterized. The transcript is spliced from 5 exons. Bases 1 to 705 code for a protein of 234 amino acids. NCBI's taxonomy places the organism in Eukaryota, Metazoa, Mollusca, Bivalvia, Venerida, Veneridae. The record is from RefSeq and is a predicted model, not a curated record.
AUGCAAGACUCGGCUGACACAGUCCAGUGUUGGAGGGUUGCAGCAAGUGGUGACUGGGAAAAAGUGUUUACAGGUUUCAGUUUCCGAGAGUACAGGCAGAUUCUUAUACAGGCCACUAUAGUGUACAUCAAACUAAAUGUAGAACAUUGUACUAAUCACAGGAUGGGACAAGCCUCAUCCAAAAAGGCAAAACCAAGUGAUGUAGAAGUGAUACUUGACCCCGAUAUUUACCACAGUGAACAUGGCAUAGUGUCCAUAGGGAGUAGCCAUCUUGAUUCAGAUAUUUCUUUCCCCAUUAAAUAUUCAGCUGAGCUUUGGCCUGCAUUGAAAUCUGCACUUAAGUUUCCUAAUACAGAGCUUCAAACAGGACACCAUGUAGGUGAUAUAGAUAUUGAUCAACAGUGUAUGAAGAUGCCAUACUUCACAGUAAUCUGGGCAGGUCUCAACAGCAGGGUACUCUUGUGCUCUCACCUACCAUUGGGACAUGUUCUGAAAGACAACUCCUCCAUGUUAAAUAUACUGACUGGUACCGCACUUUCAAAUACUUUGUCGGAACCAGGGAACCAGUAUGGAGAUUUACAACAAGUGAUAUCAACUGCAAAAGACUGUGUAGAUAAGCGAUUCCUGGUCGUAUUAGACUGUUACCAAGGUGAUACAGAAAACACUGAAAUCAUGGUGAAUAGGGCUGUUCCAACUGGUUCCUGAAGACUGAAAAUAAUGUCGUAAGGAUUCACUAGGGAAUUUCCAAUGAAAUGCAUCUCUAAAAUCUUAACUCAGUGUUAUAAAACUGAACUUAGAGACUAGUCGCAGAAUGUAUAGUGUAAUAAUUAUUGAAAUUUCAUGAUCAUGCAUGCUCGGAAAAAACUUAUCAGGUAAGUCUGUUUUGAAACUGUUCAAGGAAUGUGUCAUUGUCACUAGUGAUAUUCAAGAGUGCACACAGAAACAGUCAGUGAGAUGCUUGAGGUUGGUCUUUAGCAUGUGUUCUAAGUGUAAGCUGCAGUAUUUAAAAGCUGUGUUCAAGGGUUAAAUUUUUAUGUGUGAAUGUUAUUUUAGCACACAUUUUUGUGUAUUUUAAAAUUUGUUCGAAACAGACAAAACAACGUUAGAUUUAGCCAUAAGUUCACAUGUCUUUAUUUGCGUACAAUGAACUGUGUUUACAGUAUAUAAUAAAAGAAGAAAUGGAACAGGUAUUUCUUAAGUGUUCACGAUUUGAUGAAGCAGUACAAAUUAUAAAAGAUUUAAGUUGAUAAAGCAUUACACAAUAGAUUUCUGAACUUGGACUUGCCCUGUUAAUUUUUAUGCCCUCGGCAUCUACUGAUGCGGGAGGCAUAUAGUGAUUGUCCUGUCCGUUCGUUUGUCCAUCCGUCCGUACGAGGUUAACAAAUGGGACAGUUUCGUCUAGCAUCAAUACCCCUUACUAGAAUGACUUGAUACUAAUGCAGAUGUAACCUGUGACCAUUCCUCAUCUUCAGACAUCACCUUACCUCAGUUUGACCUUGACUUUGACCUCAUUUUGGACUAAGGUUGCUUUAUAUGGGCCAUCUCUUGGUUAACCAAAUGGGACUGUUUUGUCUAGCAUCAAUACCCCUUACAAGAAUGAAUUGAUACUAAUACAGAUGUAACCUGUGACCAUUCCUCAUCUUCAGACAUCACCUGACCUCAGUUUGACCUUGACCUUGACCUCGUUUUGGACUUAGGUGCAAAAUCUAUCGACAAGGAUGCCAGCGGGGGCAUCAAGCGUUUAUUGAACGCAGCACCUUGUUUUUAUAGAAAGGUAGAUGUCUAAAUGAUAAGCGUUAUUUUAUAUCAUCUAUUUCAUAGUCCUAAAGAACAUGUCUUUUUUUAUACGCCCGUUUGAAAAACGGGAUGCAUUAUGGGAACGCCCUUGUCGGGUGGGCGGGCGGUUGGUUUGACGGGUGGCAUCCACAUUAUUUGUCCGGAGCAUAUCUUCUUCAUGCAUGGAGGGAUUUUGAUGAAUCUUGGCACAAUUGUUCACUAUUAUGAGACGGGGUGUCUUGUGCAAGAACCAGGUCCCUAGGUCUAAGGUCAAGGUCACACUUAAAGGUCAAAGGUGAAAUUCAAGAAUGACUUUGUCCGGAGAUUAUCUUCUUCAUGUAUUAAGGGAUUUUGAUGUAACUUGGGGCAAUUGUUCACCAUCAUGAGACGGAGUGUCAUGCGCAAAAACCAAGUCCCUAGGUCUAAGGUCAAGGUCACAGAGGUCAAAGGAUACUAGAAUGAAAACUUUUUCGGAGCAUUUCUUCUUCAUGCAUGGAGGGAUUUUGAUAUAACUUGGCACAAAUGUUCACCACCAUGAGGUGGAAUGUCAUACACAAGAACCAGGUCCCUAGGUCUAAGGUCAAGGUCACAGAGGUCAAACGUCAAAUUCAAGAAUAUCCGGAGCAUUUCUUCUUUAUGCAUGGAGGGAUUUUGAUGUAACUUGGCAGAAUUGUUCACCAUCAUGAGACGGAGUGUCAUGUGCAAGAACCAGGUCCCUAGGUCUAAGGUCAAGGUCACACUUAGAGGUCAAAGGAUACAAGAAUGAAAACCUUGUCCGAAGCAUUUCUUCUUCAUGCAUGGAGGGAUUUUGAUAUAACUUGGCAGAAAUGUUCACCAUCACGAGAUAAAGUGUCAUGCGCAAGAACCAGGCCCCUAGGUCUAAGGUCAAGUUCAAACUUAGAGGCCAACGGUCAGAUACAAGAAUGACUUUGUCCGGAGCAUUUCUUCUUCAUGCAUGGAGAGAUUUGGAUGUAACCUGGCACAAUUGUACACCAUCAUGAGACAGUGUCAUCGCAGGUCCCUUUGUUAGAAUUACUUUCCUUUGUUGUUACUAUAUAUUGUAACUUUUUCAUUACUAGUGGUAGGGAAAAAUCGAGACCACUUUUUUUUGUAGUACAACAUGCAUGUUACAUCAAAUUUUGAGGUGUAUUUUGACCUAUCUCUACCAGGUAAGGAUUUUUAUAGGGACUAACAAUUGUUGCGGGGUUGUGGGGGGGAGGGGGGAGGGAUUUUUUUUGUAUAUACAAGAUUACCUUCCCUUAGUUGUUACUAUUAAUAACUUAUAUUCUAACUUUUUUAUAAUUGACCCAUUAUCUGUGGUACAACAUUGAUGUAGGGGCCUCCAUGGCCGAGUGGUUAAGGUCGCUGACUUCAAAUCACUUGCCCCUCAUCGAUAUGGGUUCGAGCCUCACUCGGGGCGUUGAAUUCUUCAUGUGAGGAAGCCAUCCAGCUGGCUUACGGAAUGUCGGUGGUUCUACCCAGGUGCCCGCUCGUGAUGAAAUAAUGCACGGAGGGGCACCUGGGGUCUUCCUCCACCAUUAAAGCUGGAAAGUUGCCAUAUGACCUAUCAUGUGUCGGUGCGACAUUAAAUAAAAAAAAAAAAAAAAAAAAAAGAAACAUUAGAUGUUACUUUCAAAUUUUAGGCGAUUUUAAGGUAUCUCUACCUGUUAAGGAGUUUUUUUGUGGACUUAAAAAACCCCAAAAGAAUUACAAUAAACCACAAAAUUAAAAUUCCAUUUGUAAAUACAAGUGCUAGUGUAAAGAAAUUUGCUGUGACAGGUGUAUAUUGUGACAUUCUGGCACUCUUGUUAGUAUACCAGAUUUUGUUUAAAAUAUAAACAAUGAGGGUUGUCUUGUAAUAAUAUUAUCUUUGAGGUUGUAACUGUUUAAUUUAGGAAUAUGGACAAAAGGGUGAACAUUGAGAAAGCUGUUGAGUGUCGUGGUGACAGCACAGUUUUCCUUAAAUAUCUUGAGAUCCUCUUAAGCAAAGGUCUUUAAACUUGACAGGCACGUUGCAUAUGAUCUUAGUGAGUAGCAUGAUUGGAGGUUAGUGGUCAAGGUCAGAGUGGUUAUUAUGGAAAAAAACAUUUCCUGCUCAUUAAUCAACUCUUGACCUGAGCACCUAUUGCUUUUCAGGCACAUUGACCAAGGGAAGUGGGUUACACCUACUGAUUUUGAGUAUAGUGUAAGAGGUCAAGGUUAGACUGACUACUGCUACAAAUCCAUUUCUAGUAUAAAUAAUUUCUUCAGUAUAUUUUAAGAAAGAUUUUAUAGGCAACUAACUAACUUUGCGGGCACAAUGCCAGGGAGUAGUAGACGAUAUUCCAAUUGAUAAUGGGGUCAAGGUCACAUUGGUUGUUCUUAUCAAAACUUUUCUGUCCAAUAUUCUGAGAGUGACUAGACCUACGACCCCAAAACAUAGCAGGCAAUUUGCUAGUUGUUGGUGAAUGAUGUAAAAUUUAGGUCAGUGGGUCUUAAGGUCACAGUGACACUUAGUUAAAAAAGAACAUUCCCCAUGGACCCCUCUUGAUUUUGAAGUUUGUUAGUCAAAGGUCAAAGUCGUGUAAAGUGUUCAAAUGGACUUAUUGAUUGAUGGUGUUUUUCAAUCAUCCGUCUGUUUGCAACUUAGUGCUGCUCAAUAACUUCAGAAUGCUUUGACCUGUGAUUCUCUUUGAUAAGUACAUUAGUACGGGCGUGUUUUGCUCGAGAUCAGUACAAUAGCUCUCUUGUUAG